Messenger RNA from Naegleria lovaniensis, 399 nucleotides. RefSeq lists its product as uncharacterized. Lineage: Eukaryota; Heterolobosea; Eutetramitea; Acrasida; Naegleriidae. Gene Ontology annotation, molecular function: structural constituent of ribosome. The record is from RefSeq and is a predicted model, not a curated record. Gene Ontology annotation, cellular component: ribosome; cytosolic large ribosomal subunit. Bases 1 to 399 code for a protein of 132 amino acids. The transcript has a single exon. Gene Ontology annotation, biological process: ribosomal large subunit biogenesis; cytoplasmic translation.
AUGGUUACUUCAACACAAACAGCAACUCAAACCAAGCGUAAGGGAGUCAAUUUCCAAGGAAAGAGAAAGGAAAGCAGACUUUGGGUCAGAGCUCGCGUCUUGGGUUUCAAGAGAUCAAAGGUUAGACAAUACGAAAAUACCAGUCUCCUCCAACUCGAAGGUGUCACCAGUUCAAAGGCUGCUCAAUUCUACGUCGGAAAGAGAGUUGCUUACCUCUAUAAGGGUGAAAACUCUUUGACCUCUGGUUCAAACACAUACAAGGGAUACAGAGUUGUUUGGGGUAAGAUCACCAGACCACACGGAAACUCUGGUGCUGUCAGAGCUAAAUUCAACCCACAAUUGCCAACAACUGCUAUUGCUCAAACUGUGAGAGUUUUCCUCUUCCCUUCAAACAUCUAA